AAGACGUCAUUAUCAAUGAAAUUAGAUCAGAAUACAGUUUGUUUAGUUACAGGGGGAGCUUCUGGUUUAGGAUUGGCUACUGUUUUAGCUUUUUUAGCAAAAGGAUGUAAAGUUGUGAUUGCUGAUUUCAAUUAAGUAAUCUAUUUUAUCAUUUCUAUAGGAAGCUGGGAAUUAAAUUUUAUAAGAGUAGAAUACUCCUAAUUUAAAGUUUUUUAAGACUGAUGUUUCAAAUGAAGAAAAUGUAAUUUAAUUGAUCAAAUACACAGUAAAUGAAUUUGGUGCAAUUCAUAUUGUUGUCAAUUCAGCUGGUGUUAUAUCUGCUGGAUAUUUAGUUACACCAAAAGGAACUAUUCCUGUUGAUGAAAUGAUGAGAGUUUUAAAAAUCAAUGUUGUCGGAACUUUUAAUGUAUCAAAACAUGCAGCUGUAGAAAUGAUAAAGCAAGAACCAUAAGGAGAAUUUAAAGAAAGAGGUGUAAUAAUAAAUAUUGCCAGUCUUGCAGGAAUAGAAGGAUAAAAAGGAUAAACAGUUUAUUCUGCAAGCAAAGGAGCUGUAAUAGGAAUGACAUUACCUAUGGCAAGAGAUUUAGGAAAGUAUGGAAUAAGAGUAAUGACAUUGGCACCAGGAGUAAAAUAUUAUUUAAUUAUUUAAAGGUGUUUUAAACUCCUAUGGGACAUAAUUUAUCUGAAAAAGUGUUAGCUCCUUUGAGGAAAUCAGCUGCUUUAGACAGAUUUGGUCAGCCUUCUGAAUUUGCUGAAUCUGUAAUUGGAAUUUGUUAAUGUUCGUAUUUAACAGGAGAAGUAAUUAGAUUAGAUGGAGGAAGUAGAUUACCAAAUUUCUGAGUAUACAAUAAAC
This is a messenger RNA of Paramecium sonneborni, 853 nucleotides long. NCBI's taxonomy places the organism in Eukaryota, Ciliophora, Oligohymenophorea, Peniculida, Parameciidae. The record is from the annotation of a GenBank genome assembly.